GUGUUUUUGGUUGUUACCAUAGAAAUUACCGAUGCCUACCCGCGAGGCAUCCAAGUCUCAGAACUCUAACUCUAACUCAAGUAUGGGUUUGGUCAGGGCAAGUGAUUUCAACUUCCUAUCAGUGCUUGGCAAAGGGAGCUUCGGCAAGGUCAUGCUAGCGGAGAAGAAGGGCACCGACGAGCUCUACGCCAUCAAGAUUCUCAAGAAGGACGUGAUCAUCCAGGACGACGAUGUGGAGUGCACCAUGACGGAGAAGCGGGUCCUAGCCCUGCCCAGCAAGCCUGCCUUCCUGACGGCGCUCCACUCUUGCUUCCAGACGAUGGACAGACUCUUCUUCGUCAUGGAGUUCGUCAACGGUGGAGACCUCAUGUUCCAGAUCCAGAAGGUCGGCAAGUUCAAGGAGCCACAUGCUGUGUUCUAUGCAGCAGAGAUAGCAGUAGGCCUAUUCUACCUCCAUUUGCAGGGUGUGAUCUACCGAGAUCUCAAGCUAGAUAACGUGCUAGUAGACGCGGAGGGGCACAUCAAGAUCGCUGACUUUGGCAUGUGCAAGGAACACAUGAACGAGGGCGACACAACAAGGACGUUCUGCGGAACGCCAGACUACAUUGCACCCGAGAUUGUAGCAUACCAGCCCUAUGGUAAGGCUGUUGACUGGUGGGCCUUUGGAGUGUUACUCUAUGAAAUGUUAGCAGGACAGCCUCCAUUUGAUGGUGAAGAUGAAGAUGAGCUGUUCCAAUCCAUCAUGGAGCAUGUACCCUCGUACCCCAAAUCAAUGUCAAAGGAAUCGGUGUCUAUGUGCAAAGGGUUCUUGACCAAGCACCCUGGCAAGCGGUUAGGAUGCGGACCAACGGGUGAGCAGGACAUCAGAGAACAUCAGUUCUUCCGCCGUAUUGACUGGGAGAGGCUGGCCAACCGAGAAAUACAGCCUCCAUUCGUGCCGACGGUGAAAAACCCCAGAGCUGCCGAAAACUUUGACCCCUAUUUCACAAAAAUCCCGUGUGCGCUUACCCCGACCGACAAACUCAUAAUCAUGAAUAUUCAGGAAGAAUUCCAUGGUUUUACCUUCGUGAAUGAGCUCUUCGAUAGCUAUGUCCGUGGUGCGUCCAGCUAGUGCCAGUCUGUCUGUAGAACCCACCGCUGCUGCUCAGUCCUACAGCCGCCUGGCCUGUGUUUCUAGCAUACCCAAAUGUCGCCAGUCUGUUCAUGUGCUGUUCCUUUUUGUAUUUUUUACCUGAUGUGUACGUAGAAGGCAGUAGAAGUAGAAGUAGUAAAGAGUGCCUAAAUAUGGUGAAUUGGCAUUUCAUUUUGUUCUUCAAGUUCGUUACUGGCAUUUCAAUGAACUAUUGAUAUUAAAUGAUGUAUUUAUUUAUGUUGGUGUAAAUUCUUUCAGAAAACAUGUGGUACUAGAUUUGUUUCUGUUGGAAAGAGUAAUAAUUUUCAUGAGCAGCAUAUGAUUAAUGUUGAUGCCCACCUAUUGAGCUCUAUCUCUCUCUUUUUGUUAUGUUUUGUCUGAUUAUUUCUCACAACUCUCCAUAAUGCAUUUUACAUGUAGCAUUAUAGUCAAUUAUUCAUAUUUUGACAAUAGUGUCGUAGAGUUUCAGUGAGGUCAUUUCAGUUACUAGUGAGUUUCUAAAGAAAAAAACAAUCCACCCCUCCCCUACCUCCUUAAUCAAAUGAUGAAUAAUUAUAUGGACAUCUGUAAUAAAUACCUCAUUUGGUCAUCUCAGCAUUGCAUUAUGAGGACACUAGUUUCCAGAUGAUUAAAAUGAUUAAAAAUUAUCAGUUCCAGGUCAUUAACAUAUCAUGUGGUGCUAAUCAGUCUAUAUUUCAAAUUGUUGCAUUUUUUCAAAAAGUGCUUUGUACUGCUGAAUAAGUGGAUUUACCUUCAAAAUCUUAAUUUUCCCCGAUUGCUAUAUAUAUAUUGAUAGGAAAAGUAAAAGAUCAAGCCUGUUAGUUGAUAAAUAUAUUUUGGCUGUUUCGCUUAUCUUUCUGGAGAAAGAAAGAACAAAUUUAUGGUGACAACCUUAACCAAGUGCAAUGAGCUUGAAAUAUAUAUACCCCCACUUUAGUUCAGUGUAUCAUUAAUGAAAUAAAGUUCAUGAUUAUUUUUGGCUAUGGUCUGUAUUUCUUAAUGUACUGUAUCGAGCUGUGUUCGCACUGUAAAGUUAGAGUGCAUGUGGUCCGAAUUUGUGUUUACACCAAGAAAUGAAACAUAUAUAUAUAUAUAUUAUGUAGAUUUACUGAGGUGAAGUUUCCUCCAUGUUUCUGAUGUUCUAGGGAUGUUGGCUGUUUUUGUAUUUUUGAAUGCUGUGUAUAAAAGAAGCUUGUGCCAUCCCUUUGCUUUUGUAUUCCUACUCAAAUCAUGUCAAAUUAAUUGAUGUAGCUUUUACAUGAGGUUACUUUAAAUGAUGUUUUGAUAAUGUGUGUCCUAAACGAGUACUGUAUUUGCAAUGUAUUAAAAACCCUGCCGUGUGAAGGCUUCCUCUUGCUAAAUAUGUUAUUGUGCUUUAUUUCUGGUAGUAGUUUAUUAGUUGAAAUGUUACUGGGAUAUAAAACUGUUAAGUAAAAUACUCUUUAGUAUUCAGUUGACAGAGGCAUUAUUUCUUUUUCUUUUUGUCUUCUUUAUCCCCCUUUUUUUAAGAGUUUCUAAUUUGUGUAGUAAUGUAAUUGUAUAUGAGUUCAAUUACUAAACAUAUGUUAAUUUACCUAGCUGCAUUCCACUUAACUAACAACCAAAUAAAUGAAAUAUAUGUAUAUGUUUUGAUCACCAACCCACAUUCCAUCAGGAAAAUAUGCAUGUAUGGUAUAUAUUUUAGGUCUGAAAUAGCAUGUAUGGUACCAGGGAUAGGUCUUAAGUAGUGAAGUUUAACAACAUUUAUGGUAGGUCUAGAAUACACAGGUGUUCUAUCUAUUUGUCUCCUCUGAUAGAAUAUAUAAUAUGCUUUUGAUAAGUGCUGCUAUAGUUAUAGAGAUUAGUCAAUAAUAAUAUUAUAUUCCUCUAUCAAUGAGGUAUUUAUUCCAUUGUAAUUUGAAAUAAACCGAUUCGUGGCUUUAGGGGUCCUCCUAAAAAGUAAAUGUGAGAUAAUUUUAUAAUUUUUGGUCUUCAAUUUUGAGUUUGUUGCAUCUCAGAGUGGCAAUUUAAGUUUUGAUAAUCAUACAGGUUGUUGCCGGUGAUGAGAAAUUUGUUCCAAUUGUGUAAUAAUUAUAAGACUUUUAUGAUGUGUGUACAUAUAGAAUAUCGAGAAUUAUCAAUAUGAAUAGCGAAUCGACACAUUCAAAAGGACAUUGUCAGGGCCAUAAUAGUACUAUGCAUAUAUGUUCUUUUGAGUACUCUUAAUGUUGAUUUUAAAUGAUUUGCUUGGUAUAAAAUACUAAAAAAAGUACAUGUAUGAUUUAUUGUUAGUUGUGGAUGUGCUUUUUAUUAUGGCCUCUCUCUAUACAUUUCUUUUAGCCAUUAAGUUUUCAUGUUUGACUAUUCACCAUUUUAUACAACGUGUAAUACAAGAUGUAAUACAAAUUACAGGAUGUUUUCAUGAAACAGAUGUCAGGUUUUAUUUUUGGUUUCAUUUCAACUUCCUCAUUUCAACUUGCUCAUCAUACAGUCAUAUAUUUUGUAUCAAAUGUGAAUUUCAGUUAAAAUAUAUUCUUGUUUUGCCCCCCCCCCCAAUCCUCCAUUUUUCUUCACAUAUUUACCUCCCACUGUACAGGGGGGACCUCGAGACUUAUGCAAUUUCGAUAAGGAGUUUACGCGGGAACCGACGACCCUGACUCCGACCGACAAACUGUUCAUUAUGAACCUGGAUCAGACAGAGUUUGACGGUUUCUCCUAUACAAAUGAAGCAUAUGUUACUCAAUAAGGAUAGCCUUGCAUGGCCAAGAUCAAUUGUAUUUAAUAUGUACAUGUGUGUUUAAACUUGUAUGUAAUGAAAACCAGUUAGGUAAUGUGUCAUGCAUGUUUUGAGUAAAUUCUAGAUGUACUACCCCUUCCCUCUUUCCCCAGAGAUAGAUAUUCUUUCAUUUUCAUAGAUACAUAUAUAUAAAUAUAUAUUAGCACAUUCUUCAUGAUUUUAUUAUUUUAUAUGUUAUAUUGAAUUAGUUUUUAUUCUAUUAUGGAUCUCAAACAUUCCUGUUAUAACAUACAUGAAGCACAAGAAGAGAAACAGCUCGCCUGCAUGUGUUUUUUUAUGUAGAAUACAUUUUGUUUAUGAAAGAAAGAAAGAAAGAAAGACAAACAUGGCCAUAUGCUGAAACCAAUACCUGUGUUCUUGUUUAAAAAUUUUCUCUCAAGAUCUAUGAGCUUUCUGAUGCAACAAAAUACAGUUGAUUUGUGUUUAAGCAUUGCAAAAAAGACUAUAUAAUAUUUCUCUGAUCUCCCAGUUUUAAGUUUAUAUUUGAUAUGCUGAGUACACUGGUAAUUAAUAACAUUUCAAAUCAAAGGGAGCAAUUAUGUCUGUAAACUGACUUACAUCUCAGCUUGUAUCACUUUGAACUUUGUUGUUUUGCUUUUGCAUCAACUUUGGAGCCGGGAAGAUGAUCCUUCAUACAUUUAGUUUGAUUUGAAUAAAUCUUUAAAGGGGGUUACACUUUCCUGAGGAGUUGAAUUGUUAGUAUUCCGGCGACAAGAACAAUUUACAAAUUCAGCAAUUAUAAAUUUCAAGUUUAGAAUAUUGAUAUUAAUGGUCUAUAAUUCAUACCUGAAGUUAUGGAGGCUAUUGUGUCAUCUUAUUGUGUUGAAUGUCUAAUCCCCUCCCUAUGGGAACUAGAUGUCCCUGUAUUAAGCCUAUGGGGAUUAAAGAAUUCAGUAGUCUUUGGAUUAACACUGACAAAGAAAUUUAAAUGUUUUUUGUGAGCGAUAAGACAAAGAACAUAGACCUACACUGAUUUGCAAUCAGGAUUUCAAUCUCUCAGAAUUUUAGGAGAUUUUUUAUAUGAGCAUCCCCCUUUUUCCCCCUUAUUGCAUGCAAAUAAUCAACAUUUAAAACGAGUCUUUCCCUUUGAGAAUAGCUACAUUUUAAUGUCCAAGUAGCUGCAGAAUAUCAUCCACUACCUUGAGUUUAAUUAUUAUCAAAUUACACGACAGCUUGAUAUCAAAUCGUAUUUAAAAAAAAUUAUGUCUACACACACCUCCAGCACAGAAUUAUUAUUAUUAUUUUGAAAGCUUUCAUCAAUAUUUUCUCCCAAAUAUCAACCUUGCAAUAUAAUGUGUAGAAUUACUUGGAUUCCUGGAGUGUGACAGCUUUUUUCUGUAUAAAAUUAUGUUGGCUGCAUUUUUGAGUUAUACAAUCAUAUUAUAGUACUUUGAAUGUAUCAUCAAUGAAAUGAAUUGAGGGCUGUAAAUAAUUGAAUACUAUAUAGUCAAGAUAUAUAUUGAUCUUUAGAUCUAUUCCAAAUUUAUAUAUCUGAUGGCAGACAUUGUUAUUAUAUACUCUUAUAUGUCAUAGUGACUUAUUUCUUUCACUUUGUUUUCAAUAGAAAGAUGUAGAGUAGACCUUAGAUCUAUGAAUAGACCUUUUUACAAGAAAAAGGUAAAAAAUGUAUUUACAAAAAUAUGGGCGAGAGAAGAAUUGAGCAAUUUAUGAACUUGAUUGUAGUGACUAGAAUUAAUAGAAGGUUGAGAAAGUAACAUACUAAAGUAUAUAUGAUUUAUGUACUGCAUAUGAUAACUAUAGCACAUAUAUGAUAUAUUGCAUUAUGUUUUAGAGAUGAUUACCUUUGUAAUACAAUAUGUAAAUAGUAUAAUAAUCAUACUUUUUUUCUCUCUUUGUGUGUAUAAUGUAUUUUUCUGAUGCUUAUACUUUUCAUGCACAGAAAAUACAAGUUUUUCCAUAAUUAUGUCUUUUUGUGUUACGAUACUUUUUUUUUUUUUAGUUGGAAGUUUUGCUUUUCUAUUAAAGUAAAUGUUAAUAACGGUUUGGAAAUCAUUGAUUGAUCAGUUAUAUUUAUACAAGGGAACGGUACAAUUAUGGAAUAGCAAAAUGUUCAAUAGAGAGAUACACAGUAUGUAUGUUUAUGAUUAUCUCAUGUACUUUGUUGCAUAUAAUAUAGCAGAUAGUGAGUUAAGUUGUUAUGUCCAGUAAAAAGAAUAUACUGGACUAUCUUUUUAGACCAAACUUAUAUUCAUGGAGCUCUUCUCACUUCUAUUCUCUCUUUUCCUCCUCCCUUCUCUCUCUCUCUCUCUCUCUCUCUCUCUCUCUCUCUCUCAUUCUCAUUCUCUCUCUAUGUCAAUUAGUUUAAUUUUGCUCUUUUUAUUUCUGUUAAUUUAAUGGUUAAUUUUGUAUAUAUGGGACAAUUUAUUUACGGUACUCCUUUAUUAUACCUUAUAUAAUUCCUUUAUCAGAACUUAAAAGUGCUUGUGCAACAUUAUCUAACAAAUCAUGUGAAAGUGUAUUAUGUGAAUAUAUCUUUGUAAUUCAGACAGACUAUGGUUAUAUAAUUAUACAACUUUUAAGUACAUACAAUAUAUUAGUAUAGAACCUUGCUUAUCUCAAUAUGAGACAUGGUCGAGAAUUAUGAAGUUAGUGAAAUAACGUUUCAUUAACUUAGAGUUUUCUAUCUACUGUACCUUGAAGAAAAUAGUUUGUUGGGAAAAUAUCUUGUAUUUCAGCAUUUAAGAUUUAUCAAGUCAAGAUUAGAUGACUAAUAAGUGAGACCUCGUGAAGACAUUAUUGUCGAUGUCGGAGCAUGAAGAAACAUUUGUGCUCGGUGACCUUAUAUUUCAUUCUUUGAUGCAAUACUUUUGAUUAUGAAAAAUGAAACCAUUUUAUGUUUGUGUUUUCAUGAAUAUAUAUUUGCUUGUUGCCUCUAUGCCUCUGUUGAUUAAAGAAUGUAUCCAAGAAUUAGGAUAGAAAAUCCUGAAUCUAAACUACAUGUAUAAAUGUGCAACAGACAAAGCACGCUGGCUAAGAUGGGGUGCAAUGGGUCAUUUGUAAAGCUGACCUUGGAGGUUGGGUCGUGGGUUCCAAACCAAGUCAGUAAGCUAGUGAUCAUUGGUAGCCAUUAAUCCUCAUUACUAAGUCCCUCUUAGACAGAUGAGCCAUCCGUCACCCGAUUGCUCAUCUACAAGAAUACACGUGCUUUCUUAGCAGUCGGGUAAAACAUGUCAGCACCAUAUUGCAGUAUCCUUUGCAGGCUUGUAGGAACAUAUCUUUCUAUAUCUUCACAACCAGAACAGAGUCUCAUUUGAUAAAGACAUAUUUUUGUCUGUAGGAUUGUUGAAUUAAGGUUCUUUUAUCAUUGAUAAACAUGACAGAAGAUUGCCAGUUUGUUGUCUGUUGUGUAAUUAAUGUCAAAAAAAAUUAUCAUCAAGGAAUACCAGCUCAAUGUUUGAUAGGUAAGCAGAGUGAUGGCAGUUAGUACAUUCUUAGAAACCACCGGCUACUUCUUCUCCCAUCGGUGUUUAUUGUCUGUCACUUGAGAUUUUUGUCCUCAAGACAGAAAUAUUAACCCUCUAAAAAAAUACCAUGUUUAAAUGAAACUUUAGUGUUUUGCAAUUCAAUUUUAAAAUACUUGCAACAAAGUGGUGAGAAUUUAGUAGCAUAUGGAGGAAAGAUGUAUUGCAGAGAUGCGUGUUGAAUACAAAUUAAAAGAAGAAUGUGUACAAUUAUUUUUAAGUGUUCAAGCAUUUCUAAGGCAGCAAAAAAAUAUGAUUUUAUGCUUGUUCAAUGAGUUGAUGAAAACUUUGGAAACAAGUACAAUGGAACCUCAUUAUAACGGGGUACUUAGGAUUAUGGAAAUUACCUUGUGAUAACAGGAAUCUUGUUAUAUCAGGGUUGUAACAAAAAGAGUAUAAAGACCUGUGAUCAGCAAAAUCCAAGCUCUUCAUAAUGAGGUUCCACUGUACCUGUGGGUUCUUGGUAGAUGGGCUAGUAAGACCCUUUUUGUUCUGAACAUACACAUCUUAUGGCCUUAUGACUGCCCAAAAAUCAUGACUGAAAAUUAAUGGCAUUUUCAAAAGUACCGUGUAUAUAUAUAUGGCAGUGGCAUUCUGUCGAGACUUCUGAUCAUACUGAAAAUCAUGUGUGAAGAAUAAGUACAUGUAGAGUGAAGUUGUUUUGACAACAAGAAAGUUGAAUGCUUACAAACGGUAUAUGCACUUUUGUUUUCUAUGCUAUGUGUUAAAUAUUAUAGUGAAUACUUGGAUAUCUGAGGUCAAGAUAUUUCUAUUUCGAGUCUGAAGGAUGUAUUUCUCUGCUAUAGAUCAUGGCAAAGAUAAGGAUAUCUAAUUGAGUGCAUGUUCAUGCAUACCACAACAAAAUAAAUUGUGAACUAGCCAUUAUACAUGUUAUGGAGUUGGUUGUACUGAUCUCGAUAAAAUAUUAUACCUAUAUAAAAUGUGGAAUGAAAUAGUGACAAAAUAUUGUUUUUGCACUAAAAAUAAAUAUAUAUGAAAACAUGAGGCUUCUUGUAUGGUGGAGGAUAAAAAUCAAGAAAAAUUCUUCUGUAUGAAUGAAGAAAAAAAAAAGUAUCCUUAAUAAAAUCUUGGUGGCUGUUCUGGAAAAGAAAA
This is a messenger RNA of Strongylocentrotus purpuratus (purple sea urchin), 8503 nucleotides long. Its product is annotated as protein kinase C. The record is from RefSeq and is a predicted model, not a curated record. Gene Ontology annotation, molecular function: protein serine/threonine kinase activity; ATP binding. The transcript is spliced from 7 exons. Bases 32 to 1111 code for a protein of 359 amino acids. Gene Ontology annotation, biological process: protein phosphorylation. Lineage: Eukaryota; Metazoa; Echinodermata; Echinoidea; Camarodonta; Strongylocentrotidae.